This is a messenger RNA of Fomitopsis serialis, 987 nucleotides long. RefSeq lists its product as uncharacterized. The coding region runs from base 124 to 882 and encodes 252 amino acids. NCBI's taxonomy places the organism in Eukaryota, Fungi, Basidiomycota, Agaricomycetes, Polyporales, Fomitopsidaceae. The transcript is spliced from 6 exons. The record is from RefSeq and is a predicted model, not a curated record.
AUAUAGACCUGGGCGAUCCUCGACUUCUCAGAUCUCAGCACUCACCGAGGAUCGACUUCUGAAGCCUGAUUGUUUGACAUCUGCAUCAGCCUCCAACUGUGCUAAACACCUCCUUAUCUCAUCAUGUCGAGAGACGACGUCGCCUUCUAUGGUUUCACACCCGUGCCGAGGGACCCGGAUGUGCUAUUCAAAGAUCAUCCCACCGCGAGCGGGCCCAACCCAAAGCAAGACCUGUUCACGAUCGACGACUUCCCCUUCCCGGACUCCGCAGUCGUCCGUGCGGUGAAGGAGUUCGUCAAAAAAGAGCUCGAUGAGCAGACAUAUAACCACAGCCACCGAGUAUACGUCUACGGCACUGCGCUGGUGAAGACACACUUCCCGUCCUGGACGUAUGACAAUGAGACGUACUACCUGUCGUCCCUCCUGCACGACAUCGGGACCGCCGAGCGGUUCCUCGCGACGACGAAGAUGUCCUUCGAGUUCAAGGGCGCGAUCGUGGCGCGCGACCUGAUCUUGCAGCAGGGCGGGGCCGAAGACCAGGCGGAUAGCGUCUGCGACGCCAUUAUCAGGCACCAGGAUAUCUUCGUGAAGGGUGGGAACAUCACGAUGGUUGGACAGAUUCUGCAGCUCGCGACGAUCUUGGAUAACGUUGGAAUCCGGGCGAACCUCGUCCACCCGCGCCUCAUCGAGACGACGACCGCGGCCUUCCCGCGCAAGGGUUGGUCCGAGCAUUUCGCGCGCGUCGUCGAGAAGGAGCUCGCGCUCAAGCCGUGGUGCCACACGUCGACGUUCGAGGUGCCCAACUGGAAGGAGGGCGUGCGGAGCAACUUCGCGACGGACGUCAGAGGAAACGAAGUUAUGCGGCCUUUCGAUCGAGAGUAGGAAUAUGAACAUUGUGGAAAGUAGCGCUACUCGUUUACUUGAAAGCCAAGCCCUCUACAAUUGAAAUACACAUUGAACUAGGUGUUGCUCGUCAUGAGGAAGUAC